UGUUGUUAUCAUUAGUAUUGGUGAUUAACGGCUCACGUAUCUAUCAUGAAAAGUACUGGUUCAUUGAUUUCAUACUUAAAAUAAUCAUGUUAGAAAGCCUAGGGAUUUCAAACACCGAUGACUUAUACCACCGGAUAGAGCGUUAUUUUCUCUACAAAACAAGGUAUUUUGGGGCUUCCGGUCUUCUUUGAUAACAAUUGAAAUGCUUUGAAAUGCUUAGGUUUUCUGAAAACCGAAAAAUGUCGGACUUCCGUUAGACACCACGUCAAGAUUCAGGAAAUUUUCAAAUGUGAUAUUCUUAUUCAAAAUUGAAUUUCCUUUCGAAUGAGGUAGGUCUUCACGUUUGCACCACACCUUCAUGUAAUGAUGGUAGGAUACCGAAAGACUUACCCUAUCUAAAACACAGUGUUCUAGUUUAAUCAUAUCUAUUGGUGUCAUGUUUAUCGUUUCUGUUCUUUCGUCCGUCGUGAUCUAAACAUGACAUGUAGAGUAUAGGUCAUAAUCAGCAGUUGGAGGAUCGAUGAGUUCGAAUUUCGUAAAAUUGAUUAUUUAAUUUCCUAGAUGCUGCUACAUCGGCUGAACUUUUGAUGUUUUGUUUGAUACAAUCUUCUAAGUUAAACUUGAACUAAAAAUAUGUCUUAAAAGAAAAUCGUUUUUUCUAGCAGAACUAUCUGGAAAACCAUUGUUUUCGUGACGAACGCAUGUACCUUUUCGUUUCCUGCUAUAGUAUCAGAGAACUACUUGUCAGGACGUAACGCGGUGAUACAUUUUCAGCGUCACUGUUUAUGUUCUCCUACUUCUGGACAUCAGUAAAAGCAUGUGUUGCAUUACUCUAUAGAUCUCGGUCAGACCCCUGCAGGUUGAUCCUAACCUAACCUAAGGUUGCAAAAGCUAUAGAUUAGGUUAGGAUUAGGUUGCAAAAGUUAUAGGCUAGGUUAGGCUAUAGGUUGUUCUAUUUUUGUUUUCAAUGGUUAGGUUAGGAUUAGGUUGUAAAAUUUUUUAUAGGUUAGGUUAUAGAUUGGCAAAUAUUGGCAACCUGCAGGGCUCUGAUCUCGGUGGCUUCUAUAAAGUUUUGACUUACCGCUUAUCAUUCAAAUACAACAGCGUUUUUAGCUAUCACAUGGGACUAUUAUAAUAUCAGAUCUAAAUUUCAACCGGGAGUCUAAUUGGCGAUCUACAAUCGAAAAUUAAGGUACCACGAUAAGUUGUAGAUCUACGCUUGUUCGACAUAUAGGUUACGAAAAAUUUAUUGCCAAAGAAAGCGCUAUUUUAUGUGAAGACUGAAUCUAUUAGUUUUCUCUAUUUAGUUGUGCUCAUUCUGUAAGACUUUUGUUUUAGGUUGAUGCUUUAGCUCGUUCUCAGCACUGGGAUGAAGCACAGUCAGUUAUAGAAAAUUAUGAAAAAACGAAUGAACGUAAUAGUGUUAUGUGGACCACAUUACUUGGUGCAUGUCGAAUAUACAAAGAGGAGACAAAAGCAAAAGAAAUUUAUGAUAAAAUAAAUGAAAUGAAAAAUAUCAGUAACAACCGUCGUGCAUCUGUUAGUGUUUUAUUAUCAAAUACAUAUGCGUCAGUAGGGAAAUACGAUAAAGUUGAAUCGAUUCGACAGAAAAUGGCUGAUGAAAAUUUAAAAAAGAUCCCAGGCAUGACAUACAUAGAAAUAGAUGGUGUUAAUCACUCAUUUUAUGCACAUGAUAAAUCUCAUCCAAAAUCGAAUGAAAUCUAUAAUGAAUUAGAUAAAUUACAACAAGAGUUAAUUGAUUAUGGGCAUACAUUUGAUUAUAACUCAAUAACUCGUCGUGUUAAAACAGAGCAUGGAGAAACUUCAUUAUCUGUUAUAAUGGGCCAUAGUGAAAAACUGGCGAUAGCUUAUGGACUUAUAUCAACUAAAGAAAACGAGCCAUUAUUUAUAACUAAAAACCUAAGAGUAUGUCCAGAUUGUCAUGAAGCGACAAAACUUAUAUCUAAAAUUCGUCAACGUGAAAUAAAUGUUCGAGAUUCUAAUCGAUUUCAUAAAUUUAAAAAUGGACAAUGCUCAUGUAAUGAUUUUUUUUAA
Molecule: messenger RNA, 2055 nt
Organism: Didymodactylos carnosus
Lineage: Eukaryota; Metazoa; Rotifera; Eurotatoria; Philodinida; Philodinidae
Source: the annotation of a GenBank genome assembly